AUGGCUAAAAAAAAAAACAAAGCUAUUUUUCUGCCAACAAAUAUUCCAAAAUUACAAAAUUUAAUAAAACGAGAUCCAGAAUCAUAUAAAGAAGAUUUUUUUAUACAAUGGAGACAUUAUGAAGCAAUGAGAGAUAUUUUAACGGAAAACGUUGAACAGAAAAAUGAAAAUUUCCUAAAUAUUAUUAUAUUUAUAUCUCAAAUGUGCACAUACUAUCCUAAAGAAACUAAAAAUUUUCCAAACGAUAUAGCUACAUUAUUGUUGAAUUUUCAAAAUAAUUUAAACAACGAGACUAAAGAAAAAAUCAUCCAAGCUCUGAUUCUUUUAAAAAAUAAAAAUGUAAUUUCUUCCAAUUAUUUACUUAAAGUUAUUUUCCCAAUUUUAUUGUCAUCUAACACUAAAUCACUUCAUAUGCGAAUAUUUAAAGCAAUUUUAUCAGAAAUAAAAAAUGCAAAUCUUAAAUCAUAUAAUAACAAAAUAAACAAAAUGGGAAAAACAAUUCUACUUGAAAUAAUACAAAAAAGUAAAGAAGAAGAAUCUUCUCUUGGAAUAUGGGCAGUAAAACUUUGUCAAAAAUUGUGGAAAUUAAAAUUAUGGAAUGAUGCAUUUACUGUAGAAAUCAUGAAAGAAGCAGUAUUACAUUCAAAUAUUGAAGUAAUUAUAGGUGGAGUCCAUUUUUUCCUUAACGUUGAUUCUUUUUCUUUUGAUAAUAGUGAUGAUGAUAUUGAAGAUAGUUAUCAAAGAGAUAUAAAUGCUCUUAAUCAUAAAUUAUCUGUCAAUAAGAAAAGUAAAAAAAGAGAAAGAGAGAUUUUAAAAACAAUUAAUAUAAAAAAGAAAAAAAAUAAGAAGAAAGAAGAAAAAUUGCAUAGUUUUACUGCUAUUCAACUAUUACAAGAUCCUCAAGGAUUUGCGGAAAAAUUGUUUUCAAAGUAUUUUUCAAAAAAAAACAUAAAUCUUAUUUUAAAACAUAAACUACUAUUAUUACAACUCUUAUCUAAAUUAAUCGGCAUACACAAACUUAACGUUUUAGGAAUAUAUACGUUUUUAUUAAAAUACUUAAAUCCAAAUCAAAAAGACGUUACACAAUUUAUUGAUUGUGCAGCUCAUGCUUGUCAUGACCUUGUUCCUCCAGACGAAAUUGAACCUAUAAUUGAAAAAAUAGCAAAUGAGUUUAUUAAUGAUGCAGUUGCAUCAGAAAUAGUUAGUGUUGGACUAAAUGGAAUAAGAUCUAUAUGUUCUAAACAGCCUUUAGCAAUAAAAAAAGAGCUUCUUCAAAAUCUUUCAGAAUACAAAAAAAGUAAACAUAAAAGCGUAAUGAUAGCUGCUAGAAGUUUAAUAGGGCUUUAUCGUGAAAUUGCCCCAGAAUUUCUUAAAAAAAAAGAUAGAAGAAAAUUUAAUACUAUAUUUACAAGUAAAAAAGAACCCCUAAGAUUUGGAGAAGAACUAGAUGUUCAAAAAGAUAUUAAAGGAAUAGAAUUUUUAAAAGAAUGCAUAAAAGAAAAUGAAUCUAAUAUUGAUAAUUAUAAUGAUAAAAAUGAUAGAAAAAAUAAUUCUAAAAAACAAGAAAACAAGGAAACUAUUGAUACAAACUCAGAAAAAUGGAUUGAUUUCAAUAAUGAUACUAUUAUAAAUAAAACCGAAAACAACACAUAUAAUUCUACAAAAAUAGAGCUAACAGAAUAUAUAAAUAACGAUCAAGAAAUACCUAAAAAUAGUUCUCAAAAAACAGUAAUUAACGAAAAAACAAAUAAUGUUUUUGAUUUACAUACUUCUACGAUUCUUACUCCUUUAGAUUUUUUUAAACUUAAUGGAUUUAAAACACAACAAUGUAUAUUAAUGAAAAAUGAUCAAAACUCACUAAAAAGAAAAUUUACAAAGCAUACCGAUAACGAAAGUAAAGAAAAAUACUGUAAAAAAGGUAAAAGACAUAUAAAAAAUAUCCAAAAAGAAUUAGAAGAUGACAAAAAAAAAAUAGCUAGAAGAAUGAAACGAGCAAAAACAAAUCAUUCUACUACAAAUGAAAAAAAAUCUCGUAAGAAAAACUUUAUGAUGCUUAUACAUAAAAAGUCAAUUCAAAAAAAAAAAAAACAAAAACUAAUAAAUAGACAACGCAUAUUAAAGAAACAUAUUAUAAGAGAAAAAAAAAAAUAUUAG
Messenger RNA from Pneumocystis jirovecii RU7, 2154 nucleotides. RefSeq lists its product as uncharacterized. NCBI's taxonomy places the organism in Eukaryota, Fungi, Ascomycota, Pneumocystomycetes, Pneumocystales, Pneumocystaceae. The coding region runs from base 1 to 2154 and encodes 717 amino acids. Gene Ontology annotation, cellular component: nucleolus. Gene Ontology annotation, biological process: ribosomal large subunit biogenesis; ribosomal large subunit export from nucleus. The transcript is spliced from 7 exons. The record is from RefSeq and is a predicted model, not a curated record.